Molecule: messenger RNA, 3144 nt
Organism: Sander lucioperca (pikeperch)
Lineage: Eukaryota; Metazoa; Chordata; Actinopteri; Perciformes; Percidae
Gene: bhlhe41
Product: basic helix-loop-helix family, member e41
Exons: 5
Coding region: 198-1487 (429 amino acids)
Biological process (GO): anterior/posterior pattern specification; regulation of transcription by RNA polymerase II; circadian regulation of gene expression
Cellular component (GO): nucleus
Molecular function (GO): RNA polymerase II cis-regulatory region sequence-specific DNA binding; DNA-binding transcription factor activity, RNA polymerase II-specific; protein dimerization activity
Source: RefSeq, a predicted model, not a curated record
GCGCUCUAACCACAGCACCGACGGCUUUGCAAAGUGGCAGCUCAGAGAACUAUAGCUAUCAGUCUGAAGCGAAGCUCCACCGGAGGACACGCACUGUGCAUCAUCUCUCCCCCCCCCCAGCUGUCCGUGUGUGGGUCGCAGAAUAACAAACAUUCCCUAAAGAAGCUCAGGAGCGGAUAACCAGCAGCAGAGCAGUGAUGGAUGAAAGAAUACCGCAUUUACAGGACAGGCAGUUCAUGGAGCACGCAGAUUUUUUGGGGGUGGAUUACCCCUCUCUCUACAUGUGCAAAUCCAAAAGAGGAAUAAAACGAGAGGAUGGUGGGAAGGAUGCAUACAAGUUACCACACCGGUUGAUAGAGAAGAAGAGGAGAGACAGAAUCAACGAAUGUAUUGGCCAGCUUAAGGAUUUGUUACCCGAACAUCUGAAGCUGUCGACGCUCGGGCAUUUGGAGAAAGCAGUUGUCCUGGAGUUAACGUUGAAACAUUUAAACGCACUGACUGCUGUCACUGAGCAGCAGCACCAGAAGAUUAUAGCUCUGCAGAAUGGGGACCGGUCGAUUAAAUCUUCCAUUCAUGCAGAUCUGGAUGCGUUCCACUCCGGGUUCCAGGCCUGUGCCAAAGAGGUCCUGCAGUACCUGAGUCAGUUUGAGAACUGGACGACGCGAGAGCAGAAGUGCGCGCAGCUCAUCAGCCACCUUCACAAGGUGUUGGCGCAGUUCCAGUCCGGCGCGCCGCCGCUCCAGCACCAGCUACCCGCCGGGGACACACAGGAUGGCCAGAAAGCCGACAGCCAAGCCAACUGUGUCCCGGUCAUCCAGAGGACCCAAGGCGGGGAGCUUAACGAGAAUGACACAGACACGGACAGUGGAUACGGGGGCGAGGCUGAAAAGAGCGACGGCAAAGAUAAAGAAUGUGAGCGCAAUAAGGCGCAGGGGUACAAGGCAGUGAAGAUCAAGCAAGAGUUUGGAGAUGAUCGCGCUGCCAAAAAACCAAAGAUGAACUGGCCUGGGAACGGGUUAGGUGGCACAGACCCCACCAGACCCGAUCUGGCGUUUAUGAACUCUCUGAUGGGAAUAAGCAGUGUGGGACAGCAGACACCUAUUUGCAUGCCUUUCUACUUCAUCAACCCCUCAGCCGCGGCGUCUUAUAUGCCUUUUUUCGACAAAAGCAACAUUGAAAAGUACAUGUACCCAGCGGCAGCUCUGGCAUCCCCUUUCCCCUGGCUGUACCCUGCACACGCGUCAGCAGCGGCGGCCGCGGCGGCUGCUGCAGCUCUGCCCGGCUUGUCUGUGCACUUUGGAGCCUCUGCUCAGUCCAAGGACUGCCACAGUCCAGACAGCGACGAGUCACACGAUGCUGAGUUAAGUUCACCCAAGGAGCUCGAGGAAAGUCCCGCGAGUGACGACGGGGAGGAUGACGUAGCUGAUGCGUCCCAUGAAAGCAAGAAUAGCCCACAUGAUCAGUUUUCUGCUUGUCAAACGAGCUAAUUUGUUUGUUACCUUUCCGUGCAUUCUGCUGAGGAGUUUAUGUAUGUCAUUUUUUUUUUAAAUUUUUUUUUUUAAUUAGAGUAGUUUUUCAACGAGGUUUCACAGAAGAGUUUCUCAUGUUCAAUAUCUUGGCGAAACAGGAGACAGUUGUGACGGCGUGUGCCUUUUGCACUUAUGCUAGAUUAAUCAAUGUAAAUGAUUAUCGACAAUGAUUGACAUUAAUACACGGCUGUGUUUUGCUGGAGCAAGUUUUUUAAUCCUCUUUGAUAAAAUAUUUAGAAGUGGCAGCAUUGGUGCCAAAACUUUGAGUAUAUAGCCUAUUGCAACAGUGCGCCAUAUCCCAAUCAGCGAGUCUCUUUGGAUGUAUGAAGUUGAUACUGACCUCUGCCAAGGCUAUUAAGAGCUUGGCUGACUCUGACUGUAAAUAUUAUUACCUGGAAUUCUGAUUCAUUAACAUGUAAAUGGGCCUAUAAAAGACGUCCACAGUACCUCAUCCCCAACUCUGAAUGGGGUAGGCUGAUUGGGAGGCACAUAACUGUCCCUCCUGAGAAGAAAUGAAUGGUACCCCCCUCCUAACACACUUUACAAAGGAUGAAAUUAUGGGAUAGGUCAAAUGCCUGGUUGCCCUCAACUCAUUUUACCGAUCUGAGUUUACUCUGGUUUCCUUUACUUCUUUGGUCUUGUGAGGAAAGAAAGGAAGAAGAAAAAAAAUCACUGAAACCAUUCAGAAUAAUUGAAAGAAGAAACCCUUUAUUUACAAGGGGCUGCUUGACCAGCAUAUCCCCCCCAGUCCCUGAAUUAAGCAUUUCAGCACAGAGAUGCAGUAACAUCCUGUACCUCCAGGAACCAUUGUAGGAUAGCACCUUAUAGAUCUUUGAUAUUGAAUGUAUCUGUAUUUUCCCAGCUGUUAAAGUUUGUAUAUCGGAUGAUCUUUACUCUUUGAGAAGUAAAGUGCACUUUUUUCUGCUUUUACUCCCCCAAAACAGUCACCUUAUCAUUUUGAAAGUCAAUCACUGUAGUUCUCUUAGAGCCUUUUUGUUGUGUUGAGUUGUCUUGAAAUAAAAAUAAAUAUGAUUUCAUUUGAAAAGAGAGAGCAGAGACACCACAUGCUUUGUGAUGAUUUCAUGCAGUGAAGUGGCCAUUUCCCAGAUUUGACAAAACACUGCUUAUUUCUGUCUCUUUCUCGCUUUUCAAAUAUUUGACAAAAGCGGGAAAGAAGCUGUGGUCAUGUGGCCAUACUUAUGAUCAUUGCAGUUUUUAGGAACUUUAACUUUAUCUUGGCCUGUUUUCUAAGAGAUUAAUUCCUUUAAGUGUAGUGUUGUUCAGCUUUUUUAAGUUUCACACGUGACUGAGUAAACAGACUAUUUUCAUUGUAUUUUGCAUAUAUUUUGCAAAAUUGCUUUUGUAGUUUACUUAAGCUGUUUUUUUGCCUCAAAUCUGUUAACAACUGUUAUAUAAAGUGGCAUGUGUGUCUGUAAAUAGAACUUUUUGUGAAUAUACCAUAAAGUAUUCAUGUCUAUGUCAAUGUUGUAGAAGUCUGUUUUUUUUUUUAAAGAUUUAAAUGAGCAACUGUUGCACAUUUCGUUAAUGCUUUACACAUAUGCUGUUCUAAAUUAUUGCUGAUGAGUUGUAAAAUAAAUAUCAAAACUAAACUCUG